Molecule: messenger RNA, 5855 nt
Organism: Amblyraja radiata (thorny skate)
Lineage: Eukaryota; Metazoa; Chordata; Chondrichthyes; Rajiformes; Rajidae
Gene: cep295
Product: centrosomal protein 295
Exons: 29
Coding region: 81-5318 (1745 amino acids)
Biological process (GO): regulation of centriole replication
Cellular component (GO): centriole; centrosome; cytosol
Source: RefSeq, a predicted model, not a curated record
GUGACGUCACAAUGCGUGCGCCGUUAUUAAAUGGCUGCGAGCAGCGCUCGGUGCCGAGAUACGAACUGUAGAGCAAAGAUAUGAGAAAAAUGAAAAGAAAAGUUGCCAAGUUGAGUGGCUUCCAUCUUAGUCCAAAUGAAGAAGCACUUUUGAUAAAAGAAGAACAUGAAAGGAGGAGGAGGUUAAGAAUAAAACAGGUCAGAGAACAAGAGCGCUUCAUUGCUGUACAAAUCCGAGAAAAGGUAAAGCAGUGCCGUAAUGAACAACUUGAGCAACUAGCAACUGAGUUAAAGGCUGAAUGGCAAAUGGCACAAGGAGAAAAAACAAAGUGUCUCGAGAAAUUAUAUCUCGGUAGUUUAAAGACAGUGGGUGAGGGGCACAGACAAGCUCAAGAAAAUGAACCAGACUUGAAAAUGCAAUCAAUUCGGGUAGCAGUUAAUAGAGAAAAAGCUGAGAAAAGGCAUAGAGAAGCUUUAAUGGAGUUAAAGCAGCAAAGAGAAAAAGAUCAUGAAGCUCAAACCAGACAUAUUAAAACUCGCAAUAAAGCAUUAUUGAUCGAGAAGCAAAGAGCAAUGACAAUUGCACAUCUUCCACCACCUCCACCAGAUCCCUUUGCUGAUCUUGAAGUUCCAAAGUACCCAACAGUGAAGAUGUAUGAUAUUGACAGCUUCUCUGCCACACACUACCAUCUGCCUGAGCCUUGCGUAAGCAAGGAAAUAACCACAAAGCAGAUUAGUGCUCAACUGAUUGCUGAAAAGGAAGAAAAGCGCUUGGAAGAAUUGAAACAGGAAGCUGAUGUGGAGAGGCAUGAACAGUUGGAGAAAGCGAGAUUGAGAGGCAGUCAUGCUCUCCAAUUAGUUCAUUUGACGCAGGACAAAGAGAGACUGAUAAAGGAGCUGGAACAAAUGCAGCUUGCAGACCUAACCCGUAGAAGACAGGCUGUGGCUCAAAUGCCACCGCAGCUGUUUGAGCCACCAUAUAGAAGAGUGGAGGUAAAAGAAGAUCGGCAGAGAGAGAUGGAAAUUGCAUUUGAGGAUAUGUAUGCUGAGGAUAAAAAGAUCAAAGGUGAUGUGGUGUUGCGACUUGAGCCUGAACCUUUGCCAACCUCGUCUGUUGACAUGCAGGAUGAUGAUUUAAAUCUCUCUGUAGAACCAGAGGAAUUUCAAGAGGAUCAUUGUGCCAAAGGUGGUCGAGAGGAGUCUGAGAUGCAGCAUUUAAAAAAAACAGAAGUUCCACCAUUGGUUGUAACCAGUCAGUCCUCUGCAAGCCCAUCUAAAGCUGCCUUGGUGAGACUCCUUACCAAGAUAAGGAAACAAAAAGACCACGGUACGACAAGAUCUGAAUCAAGUGAUGCAAGCAAAGAGGUGACUAUUGAGUCUGGCUCCAUUACUAGUGACAAAACCAAACAAGGAACUUCAUCAAAAUCUGCAACCAAUGCAAGUGUAAGCGAAGAGCACCCAGAACUGCUUUCAGUGCCCAGUCAUUACAAUAAACUUAAAACAGAAACUUCUGAAGAGACGAUAGUAGCUGGAAAUACCACUUUGUUCCAUCCAAAGGAGCAAGCAAAUAGAAUUCGAUCUGAUGUUGACAGAUUGAAGCAGUUGCAUGACCUGGAACAGCAGAAGCAACAGCAGAUGGCUUUGCUAUGGCAAACUGAACAGCAGAAACAACACCUCGAAGCUAAUUUGCGACAAGCUUGGUUACAGCAGCAGCAAGGCGAAACACAAAUGCAAGAAAGACUCAGUAGUGAUGUUUGUAAUGUGCAAAAGCAAAUGAGGCAGGAACAUGAACAGUUGAAACAUUCCAAGAUUUUAGUGUCAAAUGUGGUUUCAAAAGAUGAACAAAUGCUUGCAAUCCAUCAGUAUCAACAGCAUCUUGUUGAGCAGAACAGGCUGCAUAAAGCAUCAGUGGAAGAAACUGGGAAUCCACUACAAGAAUAUCAACUGGAAAGGGGAUUUCUGCCUGCUUUAUCUUUGGUAAGAUGCAGCUCUGGACACGAUUCUGUGCCUCAGUAUUGCCACAAGGAGUCUGGAAGCCAUGUCAAUGUUAAUCGAAGCUUAUUUGCUGCGCACAAUGAAAGCAAAAGUCAAGCUGAUCAUCUAAGAUCUGAAAGACAUGGUUUUGAAAUGAAUGGUCUGGAAGUAUUAGAACCUUGCACAAGGAUUUUGAACGCAGUUGAACCAGAGCAAGACCCGAGUCAAGUAGGUUUAAUGGAGGAUCGAUCAAAAUCCAUGGAAGUACAGCUAGUACCAGCAGAAAAUACCGAGGCACAAUUGAAACAGUCAAUGCUUUCCAUACCCUUGACAAAACCUGUUGAAAUCUUAAAGAAUCCAGAAAGAUUAUCUGCGCUAUCAGUGGAUAUUUCUGUCCAACAAGAACACCUAAAAGGAUUGCAGCAUCAACUGUGGAGGCAAAGGGAGGAUCUUUUUGCCACAAAGAAGUUACAAGAAGAAUUCAUUUGUAGACAAAACCAACUAAAGGAUGAGAUGCUACAACAACAACAACUGCAGCAGCAUCAAACCGAGGAGAAGAUUUGGACUGAAAAUCAGCCUGGACGCUCGACACUGCAUAAAGUAAUGCAUCCAAAUGAAAAUGUUGAGCAGUUUACUCUCAUAUCAAACCUGCUGCGUUCCUUGGAGGAUUUCAAUACUGAUUCAACUGAUGAGAACUCUCAUUUAGACAAUGAAGAGCAACUGAAAGAUCCAGUGCCAUCAUUUCAAAGAAUUGAAACAUUAUUGCCUUCAUGGCAUUAUGAUUCCAAAACAGGACAAGCUGGUGAUUAUCCUGCGGAUACUCCAAAUGUUGAAGGUGUUACAGGAGAGGUUCAACAUUGGAGGCCUUCUAAACCACCAGUAACUAAGACGAGGUUGGGGCUUUGUGGAUUACUUGCACAGCAUGAAUUAAGCUCCAUUCAGGAGGUGGAAUCGCCAAAAAGUGACAGGCUGUCUAUCUCUGUUAACAGAAUGACAUCUUCACAUAACUGCUGCAAGACAGAAGGUGGAGAAUUAAUAUCAAGGAGAAUGGAUCCUUCUUAUUCCUCUGAAGUAAUAGAAUUGGAUUUGUCGAACAUGUCAACGGACAGCAGUCAGCAAAGUUCUAAUGUGCUAGAAAGUACAGCAGAAUCUAUUCAAACAGGAAGACUGACUUGGAGAGAGAAGCUGAAAUUGGGAACUAGUUGUCUUCCUGGACAAGAUAAACAAUCUUCUCUCUCAAAGUCACCAAGUUAUUCUGCCAAUGUUGAAAGAGAUGCGCUUCAAUACAGUGGCCCAACUUCAUCGCCGUAUAACAUCACUGAUAUGAUAUUUUCUCACGAUUCAUCUGAUGACACAAACAGUUUCAAUGCCAAUGAACAAACUUCAGAGGCAGAUCAAAAGUCUACCACAACAUUGUCCACAGGGAGUUUUCCUUUGAGUGAACAAACAGCUCCUGAUGCUAUCAGUUCAGCAGCUCACUAUCAGUAUACCAUUCAUGACAUUCCCAAUAGACAAUCAACUCCUACCUCGUCUUCGUGUGCAUCAAGUUUGCCAUCUUCACUCCCUGUUUGCAAAGAAAUAGUGAAGAUCCAAAAAAAUCUUUCUACCUCCAAUGAGAAAACAUGUACAGAUAAUGAAAGCAAAACUCAAAAAAUAAUUGAUAAGUACAUCCAAGAUUUAAAUAAAUUACUGUGUUCGGGUGGAAACUAUCAAGGCUCUACAACUAGUGAUGACAUUUCAGACCCGGAAUUCCCUCGCCUCUUUCUUAAGCUCCAGAAUUGCCAACAGGAUUCUAAUUUUGAAUUUCAGCCUCCAGAGACUAGACCCAACUUUAGCAUUUCCAGUUCUUCAUUAUCUCCUACCGUCAGCAAGAAUUCUAAUUCCCCAAGUAUUGGCAACAUUUCAGGAAAUCUGCAUGCUAACACAGCCACAAGCUCAGAGAUGCAGUCCUCCAAUGAUGACAUUGUACUCACUCCUGAUUCUGGAAGAACAGCUUCAGAUACAGAUCGAUUCCAGGAGUGCAUUCAGCACUCCUAUAAUGAGGAAAACAGUGAUUUGGAAUCUUUUCAUCCAAUUUCGGAAAUUACUCAAGGACAAUAUGGCUUAAGCAUGGACCACUCUGGUGAAAGUUUAAGACAGGAAUAUCACAAUGAAACUUCAAUAAGCACUGAAUACAUUCCUCCAUGUGACCUUUCAAGGACAGGGGCUGUAGGUGCAGAUUCUUUGACUGUGGGUUCCAUGAAUCAAUCGUCUUGUUCUGAACCAGCCAUUGAAAAGUUGAGAACUGUCGAUGGAGAAAAUUCCCAGGAACAUGUGGGUUCAUUCUUCCAACUAAAUGAGACAUUGAAUACAGUGAGUGAGUAUGAAAUGUCGAACCAAAAUGGAAAAUGGCUAGAGGACUGCAAGCCUGAAACACAGGUUGUCACAUUUACCAAUAAGAUAAAUUCAAAUGAUGCAACCACCUUGGAUAAUCUAUCUGUUGAAACCUCUAAGUUGAUGUUAAUGGACAAGGACAAUUCCGUUUUUAGUGAAGUGCAGCAAAUUACAGAACAGAAUCCCAUGAUGCAAACUAAGCAGGCACCUUGUACAAAAGAAGGAACUGACGCUAUGCUAGAACAUGAAUGUGAGUUGGAAGUUCAGUGGGAUCAGUCACGACCAUCAAACUUCACACCAGGAGUUUGCCUGUUGCAGAGAGUUACAUCAGAGAUAGAAUCAGAUGUUGGAAUUAUGGAAGAACCGGAACUGACACAAUUAACGAUGAAUGAUUCGACUUUAUUAGAUGAUGAACUAGGCCAAGAGUUUCCAGUUGAAAAUUUGACUACAGAAAAUGAAAUACAAUCAUUAUCUCAGGCAAAUGGAGCACAACCAGUGAUCCUAAAGAACACAAUUUCUGAUUCUCAAAAAUCUGAAGUUAUGAUAUUUGAGUUUAAACCAUCUGCUAAGAUUUUGAAUGAAACAAUUCUGAAGAAAAAACAGAAAUUUCUGACAAAUUCUGCAAAACGAGUAGAAGACAUAAAGAGGGGAAAAAAUGGAAAAUUGAAGUCUGAACUACACACACAAAUUCCUCUUAAAGAAGAACAUACUUCUACUUUUGCAUUACCAUCAUCAGUGGCAGUUCAAUUGAAGAUGGUGGGAGAAGUAAAAGUCUCUACUCCAGAGGACCGAAAAGGUGCAGAAGUAGAGAUGCGACAAAGGACACUCCGUCUCUACAGUCAGCUUGAAGAAGUGAAAAUCAAGAAUAAGGAAGUUACCCGACAAACAGUUUGUGCUAGAAAUCGGGAAAAGGCAAAAGAAUUCCAGAGGAAAACACUGGAAAAACUAAGAGCAAAUAAAGUGCGCAAAUGAUUCUUCAGCAAACUGUGAAUCAAUCAUGCAUAAUUACAUCCAAAUGUACAUACAUAUUUGUAUUAAUAUAUGUAGUCAGCGUUUUUAAAAAUUAAAAUUACCCUGUUUAUGAGUAUCUAUACAGAUCAUUGUACAAAUCUAUUGAUAAGAUUAGAAUACUGAAUUCUUUUAUUUUUGUAAAUUUUAUAUAAUUAAUUGUAUAGCACUUCUAAACUGCAUUUCAUAUUUAUUUUAUAGACCAAUACUGUUUUGUAUGAAACUACACAUCCUUUAUACAAUCUGUAAGGUAGUUAUUUGGACUAACUCACUGGAUAAAUGUCAACAUUUUUAUUGCACUUGACCUCGAGUUCAAGUUUGAACCUCAUUGGCAAUGUUACAGUACAUUUGUGUAAUGGUGUCUAUUGCAUUGACAACUAUAAAUUGACAUUCUGUUCAAAUACAAAUAUAACAUUAAUAGCUAAUAUCAACACUUUUGUACAGUGUGCUCUAAUGUAUUUGGUUGAAACUCCACAAAUAAAAUUGAUUUGUGCUGGACUG